UCGUAUGUGUUGCUGUUGGUAUCGCUCUUGGUCCAAUCGGUUUAAAGGUCGUUGUUCCCGAAAAAUGGAGUGGCAAUAUCGAUUUGAUGACUAAGGAAUUUGCUCGAUUCGUUAUUGCAAUUCAG
This is a messenger RNA of Racocetra persica, 125 nucleotides long. The record is from the annotation of a GenBank genome assembly. NCBI's taxonomy places the organism in Eukaryota, Fungi, Glomeromycota, Glomeromycetes, Diversisporales, Gigasporaceae.